Messenger RNA from Penicillium odoratum, 975 nucleotides. RefSeq names its product glycoside hydrolase family 43 protein. Gene Ontology annotation, biological process: carbohydrate metabolic process. The coding region runs from base 1 to 975 and encodes 324 amino acids. The transcript has a single exon. The record is from RefSeq and is a predicted model, not a curated record. Lineage: Eukaryota; Fungi; Ascomycota; Eurotiomycetes; Eurotiales; Aspergillaceae. Gene Ontology annotation, molecular function: hydrolase activity, hydrolyzing O-glycosyl compounds.
AUGUCCCCCAAACCCCUCAUUACACAUCUCUACACCGCAGACCCAUCCGCUCACGUCUUCAACAACAAACUCUACAUCUAUCCCUCCCACGACCGGGAAACAGAUAUCCAAUUCAACGACAAUGGCGACCAAUAUGACAUGCAAGACUACCACGUCUUCUCCAUGGACUCCCCAACCAGCCCAGUAACAGACCACGGGAUCGUCCUCUCAGCAACCGAUGUCCCAUGGGUAUCGAAACAGAUGUGGGCGCCAGACGCAGCAACCAAGAACGGGAAAUAUUACUUGUAUUUCCCUGCUCGCGAUAAGGAAGGCAUUUUUCGCAUUGGUGUUGCUGUUUCCUCUACGCCAGAGGGCCCUUUCUUACCGCAGAAUGAAUAUAUCCGCGGUAGUUACAGUAUUGAUCCCGCUUCUUUUGUUGAUGAAGAUGGGAAGGCUUAUUUGUAUUUUGGUGGAUUGUGGGGUGGACAAUUGCAAUGUUGGAAGAGUGAAGAUGGUGAGAUGGUUUUUGAUGCUUCGAAGUCUGGACCUCAGGAACCGACUGGUGUUGGUGUUAAGGCGCUUUGUCCGCGUGUUGCUCAGUUGUCGGAUGAUAUGCUUUCGUUUGUGGAACCGGCGAGGGAGGUGCAGAUCUUGUUGGAUGGGAAGUUGAUUGAAGCGGAUGAUCAUGAGAGACGAUUCUUUGAGGCGGCGUGGAUUCAUCGGUAUAAUGGGACUUAUUAUUUUUCCUAUUCGACUGGAGAUUCGCAUUAUUUGGUUUAUGCGACGGGGACUUCACCUUUUGGACCAUUUACCUAUCAGGGACGGAUUUUGGAACCGGUGCUUGGCUGGACGACGCAUCAUUCUAUUGUUGAGUUUCAGGGGAAGUGGUAUUUGUUUUAUCAUGAUUGUGAAUUAUCUGGUGGUGUUGAUCAUUUAAGAUCUGUUAAGAUGCGAGAGAUUGUUUAUGAUGAUGACGGAAAGAUUCAUCUGGCUUAA